Messenger RNA from Mucor velutinosus, 4395 nucleotides. RefSeq lists its product as uncharacterized. Lineage: Eukaryota; Fungi; Mucoromycota; Mucoromycetes; Mucorales; Mucoraceae. The record is from RefSeq and is a predicted model, not a curated record. The transcript has 5 exons. Bases 1 to 4395 code for a protein of 1464 amino acids. Gene Ontology annotation, biological process: transmembrane transport. Gene Ontology annotation, cellular component: membrane. Gene Ontology annotation, molecular function: ABC-type transporter activity; ATP binding; ATP hydrolysis activity.
AUGGAUAUGCCAGCCUUGCAAGGUAUGCCGCAAGAGCGACACAAUCGUGAUGAAGAAUACCAAAACAGAAAUCACUACUCUGAUGAAUCGACCAUUGAAGGCGUUCAUGGUAAAGAAGAAAUCAGCAGCGACAAUGAAACAUCAACUGCAAACUAUCCCAAUGGCGGUGCUUUCGGUGAAGCCGAGGGCAAUGCUGUCAACAUUGAAGAGGCCAUGUCUAAUUAUGAAGAGAUCCGCAGAGAAUUGACACAGCAAUCUCGCAUCUCUCGUCGUAAAUCAAUGACACCUGAUCAAGUAGAAAAAGGCGAUGUCAAGGAUUUCGAUCUAACUGACUUUUUGCGUGAACAAACUGAAACCAGCGAAUCUCAAGGUUUCCAUCCCAAGCAUAUGGGUGUCGUCUGGAAGAAUUUGGUCGUACAAGGUCUCGGUGCUGAUGCUAAAACGAUUCCUACCAACUGGACCUGGAUUCGUGAUGCCGUGCAAUUCUGGAAAUGGGGAAAGCAUGAAGGUCAUGAUUUUACUAUCCUCAAGGGAAACGAUGGUUUCUGUAAAGACGGUGAAAUGCUUCUCGUACUCGGUCGUCCUGGCGCUGGUUGUACUUCUCUAUUGCGUGUGCUUGCCAACAUGCGUGCCUCUUACACCAACAUUGAAGGCUCCGUCCACUAUGGUGGUAUUGAAGCUCAAGAGUUUUCCAAGCACUUCCGUGGUGAAGUCUGUUACAACGAAGAAGAAGAUCUCCAUUACCCUACCUUGACCUGUAAGCAGACCUUGAAGUUUGCUCUCAAGAACAAGACGCCUGGUAAACGUCUCGAAGGUGAAUCCAAGGGCGAGUUCAUCAACAAGGUUCUCUACAUGCUGGGUAACAUGCUCGGUCUGACCAAGCAAAUGAACACCAUGGUCGGUAACGCGUUUGUGCGUGGUCUCUCUGGUGGUGAGCGUAAGCGUCUCUCUAUUGCUGAACAAAUGACCACUCGUAGUUCCAUCAACUGUUGGGAUUGUGCUACUCGUGGUUUGGAUGCCUCUUCUGCUCUUGAUUAUGUUCGUUCUCUCCGUAUCAUGACUGACAUCUUGCACAAGACUACCAUUUCUACUCUUUACCAAGCUUCUGACAGUAUCUUCCAUCUCUUUGACAAGGUCAUGGUGCUUGAUGAAGGUCGUUGUAUCUACUUUGGUCCCACUAAUGCUGCCAAGAGCUACUUUGAGGAGAUGGGUUUCUUCUGUCCUAGCCGUAAAUCCACUCCUGAUUUCUUGACUGGUCUCUGUAACAUGAACGAACGUGAAUACCGUGAAGGCUACAAGAACCAAGUGCCUGUCAAUUCUGUUCAAUUUGAAAAGGCCUACAAGGAAUCUGCUCUCUACUCCCAAAUGAUGCAAGAACGUGAUGAAUACGAACAAAAGAUCAAUCAAGAUCGUCCCGAUGAAAAGUUCCGUCAAGCCUUUGUGGAUGCUCACCAAAAGCACGCUCCCAAGCACUCUCCCUUUGUUGCCACUUAUUUCAACCAAGUCAAGUCUCUUACUGUCCGCCAAUUUGAAUUGAUUCUUGGUGAUAAGGGUGCUCUUGUUUCUCGUUAUGGUGGUGUUGUUGUCAAGGGUUUGAUUAUGGCUUCUGUCUUUUACAUGAUGCCUCAAAAUGCCAGUGGUGCUUUCUCUCGUGGUGGUUCUUUCUUGUUCUCUCUCUUGUUCAAUGCUUUGAUUGCUCAAGCCGAACUCAGUGCCUUUAUGCAGGGCCGACGUGUGUUGGAAAAGCACAAGCAUUUCGCUUUGUAUCAUCCCUCUGCUUUCUAUAUUGCUACUGUUAUUGCUGAUGUUCCCUUGGCUUUGAUUCAAGUCAUUGUCUUUGAACUCUGUGUCUACUUUAUGAUGGGCCUUGUGCUCGAUGCUGGAAAGUUCUUUACCUUCUUCAUCAUCCUUGUCGUGACUAAUUUGUGUAUGAAUGGUUUCUUCCGUUUCUGGGGUGCUGUCUCUCCCAACUUCUUCACUGCCUCUCAAUUGUCCAGUAUCCUCUUGAUUGCCUGUCUCGUCUACUGCGGUUAUCAAAUUCCCUACAACCAAAUGCAUCCCUGGCUCAUGUGGAUCUACUGGAUCAACCCACUUGCCUAUGGUUACAAGGCUUUGAUUUCCAACGAAUUGCACGGCAUGCACUUUACCUGCGAGGGCCCCAAUUCUGUUCCUUAUGGUCCUUCUUACACCAACACGAAUUACCAAACCUGUAACCUUCCUGGCGCUGUUCCUGGUCAAACUUAUGUGCUCGGUGAUGACUAUCUCCACACUGCUUACGGUUAUGAGACUUGGCAACGUUGGAUCAACUUUGUCGCUGUCUUGCUUUUCUUCUUUUUCUUCACUAUUCUUACUGCUCUUGCAAUGGAAUACGUUGAUCUUCAAAAGGAAGGCUCUAUCACCAAGGUGUACAAGGCCGGUUGUGCUCCAAAGGAAAUCGAUGAGACUCAAGCUCUUGAACAAACUGUUACUGAAAACGAUGAAAAGAUGGAAGCUGUCAAUGAUGGCACUACCUUCUCAUGGCACCAUAUGGAUUAUACUGUCCCUAUCAAGGGUGGCAAGCUCAAGCUUUUGAAUGACAUUGGUGGUAUCGUGAAGCCAGGACAUCUCUGCGCCUUGAUGGGUUCCUCUGGUGCUGGUAAAACUACUCUUCUGGAUGUGCUGGCCAAGCGUAAGACUAUUGGUAAAAUUGAAGGCCGCAUCUACUUGAAUGGUGAGCCUCUCGGUGCUGACUUUGAACGUACUACUGGUUACUGUGAGCAAAUGGAUGUCCACAAUCCCAAUGCCACUGUUCGUGAAGCUCUCAAGUUCUCUGCCUAUCUUCGUCAACCUGCUGAGGUCCCCAAGGAAGAAAAGGACGCCUAUGUUGAACAAAUCCUUCGUCUCAUGGAAAUGGAAAAGAUUGCUGAUGCUCUUGUUGGUGAUCUUGAAGCUGGUAUCGGUAUUUCUGUAGAAGAACGUAAGCGUCUUACUAUUGCCACCGAAUUGGUUGGUAAGCCCAAGCUUCUCUUCUUGGAUGAACCCACCUCUGGUUUGGAUGCUCAAUCCUCCUUCAACAUCGUCCGUUUCAUUCGUAAGCUCGCCGAUGCUGGUUGGCCUGUACUCUGUACCAUUCAUCAACCCUCUGCCACUCUCUUUGAACACUUUGAUCAUCUUGUCCUCUUGGUCCGUGGUGGUAAAACUGCCUACUGUGGUGAAAUUGGUCCUAACUCUCGUACUAUGAUUGAAUACUUUGAAUCCAACGGUGGUCCCAAGUGCUCGCCUCAAGCUAACCCUGCUGAAUAUAUUCUCGAAUGUGUUGGUGCUGGUACUGCUGGUAAGGCUACCAAGGACUGGUCUGAAGUCUGGACUGCUUCUCCUGAAGCCAAGGCUCUUGACGCUGAACUCGAAGCUAUCCAUCAAGGCAUUGAUCCCAACAAGAAGAACCGCAGCACUCCUUACUCUCUCUCUUUUGCUCAACAAUUCUGGCUCGUCUACAAGCGUAUGAAUGUCUCUUGGUGGCGUUGUCCUACCUACAACAUGGGUAGAUUGUUCAACGUUUGUUUCAUUGGCCUUAUCUCUGGUUUCUCCUUCUGGAAGCUUGGAACUACUCCUAGCGAUUUGCAAAACCGCAUGUUCUCUGUAUUUACCACCUUGUUGAUGUCCAACGCCUUGAUUAUCUUGGCUCAGCCUCGUUUCAUGCAAGAAAGAAUGUGGUUCCGAAGAGAGUAUGCCUCGAAAUAUUACGGUUGGGCACCAUUUGCUUUGUCUUGUAUCCUCGUUGAAAUCCCCUACUUGAUUGUCUUUUCUGCAAUCUUCUUGUUCUGUUUCUACUGGACUGCAGGCCUUCAAAACGUGUCUGAUCGUGUAGGCUUCUUCUACAUCCACUUUACCGUUUUCUUGUUCUACUCUGUCUCUCUUGGUUUCAUGAUUGCCGCUUUCUCUGCUACCCCUCCUAUGGCUGCUGUCAUCAACCCCUUCUUCACCUCCAUCUUGAUUCUGUUUGCUGGUAUCAUGCAACCUCCUGCUUCCAUGCCUUACUUCUGGAGAGCUUGGAUGUACUGGCUUGAUCCAUAUCAUUAUGUGAUUGAAGGUCUUGUUGUCAAUGUCAUGGACAGUGUCGAAGUUGUUUGCGGUGACAAUGACUGGACCCCCAUCAACAGCCCUCCUGGCAUGAACUGUGGUGACUACAUGGCUGACUUCUUCAACGCUGGUGGCAAUGGUUAUCUGCAAUCCAACUCUUCUACUGGUGUCUGUAACUACUGUCCUUACACCAAGGGUAACCAAUUCUACGAGGAAAGAAUCGGCUGGCACUUUGACAACAGAUGGCGCGAUUUCGGUAUUCUCUGUGCCUACUGUGUCUUCAACGUCUUUGCCUUUAUGUUCUUUGUCUUCUUACUUAGAAAGGCCAAGCGAUAA